This is a messenger RNA of Penicillium coprophilum, 708 nucleotides long. RefSeq names its product Major facilitator superfamily domain general substrate transporter. NCBI's taxonomy places the organism in Eukaryota, Fungi, Ascomycota, Eurotiomycetes, Eurotiales, Aspergillaceae. The annotation marks the transcript as partial. The transcript is spliced from 5 exons. The record is from RefSeq and is a predicted model, not a curated record.
CCCUCGAUCAUCGCGUAUUGUCACUUGGCAUUUGCACCACCAUCUCGAGGUGCACACGUGUGUGAUGAUGGCGGCUCUUGUACUCGCGUCUUCUCAUCUACAGCAUCGGGAUCAAUAAUUGAGCCUCUCAAUAUCAAAUGUAGCUUAGACAUAGAGCCCAAUUACCCAACAGUCACCAAAAUGGUUCACUAUCGCACUAUGCGUGCUGUGUCGAGCAUCAUUAACUACUUCCACACUGUCUCCAUCGGGAUGGUACUAUUCUGCAUUCCGGCUCUGCACCUGCGCGUUCCAGUUCGGGUUCGCACAAUUGUAGGAAUCCUUCUCAAUCACAUCCUUUUGUGCUCCUACGUUCAUUGUACAAUGCCAGGACUCGGAUUCACAGGUGAUAUGGCCGGGUUUUUUGCAGUUAUGGUGCACAUUAUGCCGCUUAACAAGUGCCCAAUGUUUGCGGCUUUGACGGCGUGUGGGGAAUCGCUUGCGAUCAUUGCGGCGCAUAUAGGCAUCGGCACCACCACGUCCGGCUACUACGCCCUAUUGAUGACCUUUGGCUCUGUGCGCAUGCCCAUUGCCGCAGGCUUGGUGGCAACGUCCGACCUCCACAAGUCCCUAGCCAAGAUCAUCCUCCAUUCCGGAUUCGUGGAUUUCACUGGAGGGAUUGGCUUCCAAGCUCCCCAAGCGGGUUAUAUCUACGAAACAUUUGUCGUCUAA